CCAAAUUCCAAGGACCUACGUAAAACCCAUCAAACGAGCCUUUCUUUCCAUCUCCCCUGCCCUAUAAAACCUCGCCAUCGCCGGGCAUCAACUCCAUCAAACCCAAAUCAAGCACUCCAAACAAACCCUCCUUCAGCUUUAUUUGCCUCUAGUAUUACUUACUUACAACAAUAUAAUGGCGGUGUCAAAGUCUGAGAUGGUCAAGUAUUUCUGCGCCGCCGUGCUGUGCAUGGUGGUGGUGGCCGCUCCCCAUGCAGAGGCCGCCAUUACUUGCGGUCAGGUGAGCCAAAAGUUGGCCCCUUGCCUCGCUUACUUGAAGUCGGGCACCGGGCUACCCACCGCGGGUUGCUGCGGAGGCGUUAAAUCUCUGGCUGGUAGCGCUACCACUACCGCUGACCGGAAGACGGCUUGCGGUUGCCUGAAAUCUCUCUCCAAUAGCAUCACAGGUCUGAAUCUAGGCGCUGCCGCUGGUCUUCCCGGUAAAUGCGGAGUCAACGUUCCUUACAAAAUCAGCCCCAGCACCGAUUGUAGCACAGUUUCAUAAAUGCGAUGUACUGGAAGCGUGAGAGGUGGAUGAUAAACCAUGCAUGCAUACCAUUGCCCAUUCUGGAGUAGUUUGUUUGUAUAGAAAAAUAAAACGUCUGUGACGGAGGAAUAAGAUCUGAGGGCUCUUCUGUGAUUCCUAUUAGUUUAGGGGUCCGAUUUGAAGGAGACUUUCUAGACCAGUUUUAUGUUUGUGUUUUGUCGUUAUUAUUGUCCUUUUCAUUGAAUUUUGGGUAUGCAUGGCAUGGGCUUGUCUAGGUAGUACUGUUUUGCAUGUGUCACCAUUGAAUGUACUGCACUCGAUUGGUAAUUGAUAUAACAUGUCUACCCCACGCCUUUCAAUUCCAAUGAUCCAUUUUCUUUUGCGUUUAUUUUUGCAUGAUUUUCUCAAUGAAUAUGAAGAUUUGGAAUAUAAUCCCUCCU
This is a messenger RNA of Cuscuta epithymum, 966 nucleotides long. Lineage: Eukaryota; Viridiplantae; Streptophyta; Magnoliopsida; Solanales; Convolvulaceae. The record is from the annotation of a GenBank genome assembly.